Molecule: messenger RNA, 2432 nt
Organism: Morone saxatilis (striped sea-bass)
Lineage: Eukaryota; Metazoa; Chordata; Actinopteri; Moronidae
Product: sodium/potassium/calcium exchanger 3-like
Exons: 16
Coding region: 1-1653 (550 amino acids)
Biological process (GO): calcium ion transmembrane transport; intracellular calcium ion homeostasis
Cellular component (GO): membrane
Molecular function (GO): calcium channel activity; calcium, potassium:sodium antiporter activity
Source: RefSeq, a predicted model, not a curated record
AUGCCGGUGGCUGAAGCAAUCCAUGAGUUCCCCAGGGAUUACUUCACCAACCAGGAGCGCGUUGAUGGAGCAGUGGGCCUGCACGUCCUCUGUGCAGUCUACAUGUUCUAUGCACUGGCCUUGGUGUGUGACGACUACUUUGUGCCCUCACUAGAGAAGCUAUGUGAGCGUCUUCAACUGAGUGAAGAUGUUGCAGGAGCGACCUUCAUGGCAGCAGGCAGUUCAGCUCCUGAACUGUUCACUUCUGUCAUUGGAGUUUUCAUCACUAAAGGUGACGUCGGGGUCGGGACCAUCGUGGGCUCAGCGGUCUUCAACAUCCUCUGCAUUAUUGGAGUAUGUGGGAUAUUCGCAGUACAGACAAUACGUCUCACCCGCUGGCCUCUGCUCAGAGACUCUCUCUACUACACCCUAUCCAUCUCUGCUCUUAUAGUGUUCAUAUAUGACGAAAAAGUUGUUUGGUGGGAAGCUCUCACGUUGAUCCUGAUGUAUUUCGUUUACAUUUUGAUCAUGAAGAUGAACUCCCACGUUGUUCGGUUUCUGGAGAGGCGGCAGAAAAACUCGUCCACUUUGAGGAACGGAGCGGCCAAUAACGCUGAACUAGACGAUGGCUGUGAUGCUACCGCUGUUCUACUGAAGAAAGCAAACCACCACAGGAAGCCGUCGGUGCUGAUGGUGGACGAGCUGCUGUCAGCAUACCCCCACCAGCUGUCUUUCUCCGAGGCCGGCAUGAGGAUCAUGAUCACCAGCCACUUUUCCCCAAGAACCCGCCUCACCAUGGCCUCACGAAUGCUCAUCACCGAGAGGCAGCGUCUCAUCAACACACGGACUUUGACCAACGGUGACUCGGAUGUUCCAGCCAAAGGAGGAAGUAGGCGGGGCAUAGAAAAUGGGCUGUCCGGGGCCGAGAGGGGUGUCAGUGUUCGCCAUGACGAUCGAGAGGCGGGCAACGAGACAGAGAACGAGGACAAUGAGAACAACGAGAAUGACGAAGAGGAAGAAGAAGAGGACAGAGAGGGACCGUUUGUACCCUUCCAGUGUCCAGCCGGUGUGUGUAACAAGCUGAAGUGGCUGCUGGCCUGGCCUCUGUGCCUGCUGCUGUACUUCACCGUCCCCAACUGCUCCACACCUCGCUGGGACAACUGUUUCAUGCUGUCCUUCUUCGCCUCCACCCUGUGGAUCGCCGCCUUCUCCUACAUCAUGGUCUGGAUGGUAACAGUGAUAGGUUUCACACUCGGUAUCCCAGAUGUCAUCAUGGGCAUCACCUUCCUGGCAGCCGGCACCAGCGUCCCUGACUGCAUGGCCAGCCUAAUAGUGGCACGGCAAGGAAUGGGAGACAUGGCAGUGUCCAAUUCCAUUGGCAGUAACGUGUUUGACAUCUUGGUGGGGCUUGGUCUUCCCUGGGCCCUGAAGACUCUGGCAAUCAACUAUGGCUCUGAUAUCAAACUAAACAGCAAAGGACUGAUAUUCUCUGUUGGGCUCCUGCUGGCGUCUGUGUUUAUGACUGUCCUCGGAGUUCACCUAAACAAGUGGACGUUGGACAAGCGUCUGGGUUUCGCUUGUCUCUUCUUCUACUCCGUCUUCCUGUGUUUCUCCUGCCUCAUCGAGUACAACAUCUUCACCUUUGUCAACCUGCCGACCUGCCGAGACGACUGAGACACACACAUACAUACACACACACACACACACACAAACACACUGAUGUACACACACUCACACACUAGAAGUGGUGUUUGCAAGGAAUUCCAAGUAAAGUGAAGUUAAACAACAGAAUGGUAUAGUUCUAAAUUUAGCAAGUAAGAAUUAUUUGCAAAUACCAUUUGACACUGGUCCGAUUCACACACUCAUUUUGUCUCUUUUGUGAGAAGAGAUCCCACUCUGCUCUUUUUUUCUUUUCUUUUUUUUAUGCCCAUCUUUCUGCUCAGUGCAAUAUGGAGCUGCUCUGGCGUUUGCUCACGACCAGAGUGUGGGAUUGAUUUCAGGAGCAGGGAUGGAAAUUACUGACUCUUUAGAAGCCCUCACACAGGACAGCGCCGAGGACAGCAACCACGGGAAAGCAAAAAAAAAAAAACUUGUCCAACUACUGCUUGCUUCUGACGUGAGGACCUUUAUUUUCCCCAUAUUUUAGGUGUGGAAGUUGUAAUGUUUACUAGCUGCUAUCCUUUCCAGUGAGGAAAGGCGGGUCUUUUUUUAGAUCUACUAGUCGAGAGUAAUAAUGAUUAAAGCAAUGAUGUAAAUGGGUGGGAGGGUGUAGUUUAGCGCUGUGGUACAGAUGAUGACGAUUUUGUCGAGUUGUUUGAACAGAGUUAGGGCCACAAGUUGAAGUCUUUAUGCAGAUGCAUUUUACGAACUCCAUUAUCUUAUGGCUAUUUAUAUUUAAAUUAUGUGGCUGUUGAACGCGUUUUCCAAUUACACUGUAAAGCUAUUAGUAAUUU